CUCCGACGAAGAUUUGGUCCGCAAUCCAUUGUCUGUAAUCGUAUCAAACAAUAAUGGGGUUGUUGACCAUUUUGAAGAAGGCAAGUUCACUCGAGUGUGGAAUGGUGUGGUGCCCCGCAUAUCACAGCACUCUCUCCCAACCCUGGAUUUUACACAAAAAGAGAACCUCGUCGAAAUUUCCUAUUCAUCCUACGAUUAAAUGAAAGUUGAGCCUGUGCACUCACUUCAUUAUUGAAUUUGCUUGUAUUCGGUGAUGCUGGCAUUUGCAACUAUUAUCCCCCCAAUAAUACCACAGGUCAAGGAAGAAGAACGCGAGAUCCGAAUUCUCGUUUUGGGACUGGACAAUGCCGGCAAGACAACAAUUGUCAGGCGAUUGUGCGAUCGUCCUAUAGACGAGAUCGAGCCCACCCUGGGAUUUAGUAUCCAAACGCUAGACUACGAUCUCGCUGACCAAAUUUACGACGACGAAAACGAAUACUGUAGCAAUAAUUGCAAAGUGGACGACGACGGCAGCAGCUCCUAUAAAUUGCACCUGUGGGACAUUGGAGGCCAGUCGACCAUCCGGGCCUACUGGAGGAACUAUUUCGAAAAGACCGACGGGAUCGUUUGGGUUGUGGACAGCGGCGACCGCUUGCGACUGAAUCUGGUGCGGGAGGAGCUCGCUAAAGUCCUCMAGCAGGAGCGUUUGGYAGGUGCUUCCCUUCUCAUAUUGGCAAACAAGUCAGACCUGGAAGGUGCUCUAACAAAAGAAAAAAUCGCCGAGGGCCUUCGUCUGGAAGACGAUCUAAUGAAGGGCCAGACCCAUACACGCCACUGGACCAUUCGRGGAUGCUCGGCCGUAACAGCAGAAGGUCUGUCUGACUCUAUGGAAUGGCUGGUGCGGGAUAUUACCGACCGUAUAUAUUUUGCAGCGUGAUAUCGAGCAAUAUUGAAUAACAACGACUGCCAUCAAAGGGGAAUACUAUUCAAAACGAAGAUUGGCGUCACAAAUAAGGCRAACGAUUUAGG
This is a messenger RNA of Pseudo-nitzschia multistriata, 1008 nucleotides long. The record is from the annotation of a GenBank genome assembly. Lineage: Eukaryota; Bacillariophyta; Bacillariophyceae; Bacillariales; Bacillariaceae.